AUGCAGAAGAGCCAGAGUGAGGGCAGCUUGGCGUUUCUGAACAACUCGAAGGUCGGCUCGGCUACCGGCUUCAUGCUGGUCUGUGGUGGCAUCAUGGCAAUUCCGCAUGGAAAGAAGUCCAGAGGACUUGCAGAUGUUGCGACCCGCUUCACGGCGGUGUCUGAGUACCAGGACAAAUUUCGUGAAAUUCCGCACUGCUAUGCUUCCAUGGACAGGAAGCCGCUGAUGCCUUACAACCCCAAUUCGACCCGAUCACGUCUCGCUUUGGAGGAUGCGCCAGUUCCGUUGAAGAAUGCAUCCACCAUCGAAUUCCGAGACAAGUUCUGCGUCCACAAGAGACGAUUCGUGACGACGCACAAGAAUUACUACACCGGAGAGAGGCCGGACAUGAGAAGCAACCCGGGCAUGAUCGCAGACAGCACGCGUCUGAAGAAAAGGCUGCAAGAGAUGUAG
This is a messenger RNA of Symbiodinium sp. CCMP2456, 453 nucleotides long. Lineage: Eukaryota; Dinophyceae; Suessiales; Symbiodiniaceae. The record is from the annotation of a GenBank genome assembly.